UGAAAUUUUUAACCGGAAGUAAAAGUCAUUUUUCUUGCGCUACCUUGAAAAUAAAGUGGAGGCUGGUUGAAAGCGCCUCUUAAGUCAUGUAAAUUUUUUUACAACAUGACUCUGUUUACGUGGGGCAGCUAGGAGUCUAAAUAUCCACGCGAGACUCCUUGGAGAUCGGGCUGUUGGUUUGGCGACACGCUGCGGAUGAUACAUUUCUGCUAGCCUAAAGCUGCUAUAGUUAGCUAGCUACUACUCGCCAGGUUUGACUUUCUUGUGCUUUCCAAGCUGAUAGCGCAGUGAGUGAUGUGGAAAGUAACGUUUCAAGCGUUCGGUGUUUUGCUGUUGGCGUGGUUGUUGGGAAACUUUGUUCUGGGCUGGUUUCAGCAAAACACCAAACCCCAAACGCAGCACAGCGAGCAGCAUCCGAGCAGAACCUCGGAGAGCCAGGACCAGAGCUGCUUCUGUCACCUCACAGGCGUCCUGGAUGACUGCUUCUGUGACGUAGAAAGCAUCGACAUUUUCAACAACUUGAAGAUCUACCCUCGCAUCAGGAAGCUGACAGAGAGAGACUACUUCAGAUACUACAGGGUGAACCUGAAGCGACCGUGUCCUUUCUGGCCUGAUGACGGACACUGCUCCAUCAAAGACUGCCACGUGGAGCCCUGCCCCGAGAGCAAGGUUCCUGUUGGCAUCAAGUCUGGGAACUACAACAAGUACUCGCAGGCGGCCAAUACGAUGUCGGACGUGGUGGAGUGCCAGCAGGCCAAGGAGCUGGGGGCCAUCAACAGCACCCUGAGUAACCAGAGUAAGGAGGCGUUCGCUGACUGGGCGAGACACGACGACGCUCAGGAUCACUUCUGUGAGCUGGACGAUGAGACGUCUCCAGAUGCCGAGUAUGUGGAUCUGCUCCUGAAUCCGGAGCGAUACACCGGAUAUAAGGGUCCGUCAGCCUGGAGAGUGUGGAACAGCAUCUACGAGGAGAACUGCUUCAAGCCCCGGUCGGUGUAUCGACCUCUGAACCCUCUGGCUCCCAGCAGAGGAGACGAUGAUGGGGAAGGUUUCUACACGUGGCUUGAAGGUUUAUGUUUGGAGAAGAGAGUUUUCUACAGACUCAUCUCGGGCCUCCACAGCAGCAUCAACAUCCACCUGUGUGCCGAGUACCUGCUGGACGAGGGAUGGGGACGCUCAGUGUGGGGUCCAAACGUCCAGGAGUUUCGUCAGCGUUUUGACAUGGCAGAGACAAAGGGGGAGGGCACGCGACGCCUGAAAAACCUCUACUUCCUGUACCUGAUCGAGCUGCGGGCGCUCUACAAGGUGGCUCCGUACUUUGAACGAGCCAUCGUCAACCUAUACACGGGAAAUGCUCAGGAGGACGGAGAGACCAAAGACCUGCUGCUGCACAUCUUCAACGAGAUCAAAGCCUUCCCCAUGCACUUCGAUGAGAAGUCCAUGUUUGCUGGACACAAACUGGAAGCCAAAACGUUAAAGGAGGAGUUUCGUCUCCAUUUCAAGAACAUCUCCAGGAUCAUGGACUGUGUGGGCUGCAGUAAAUGUCGCCUCUGGGGGAAACUGCAGACUCAGGGUCUCGGUACUGCUCUGAAGAUCCUCUUCUCUGAGAAGGAGAUCAAGAACCUUCCUGAACACAGCCCAUCCAAAGGCUUCCAGCUUACUCGUCAGGAGAUCGUGGCCUUGAUGAACGGCUUCGGCAGGUUAUCCACCAGCAUAUAUCAGCUCCAUCACUUCCGUCAGCUGUGGAAGGAGAAAAGGUAACAGGAGGCGAUGCUCCACCUGGACAGCAGGCGUCACCGUCCCACACUGCAACAGACUACCUGCUCUCAGAAGGACCUGAGGACCAGCAGUGACCCCUGUUUUUGUCCCAUGAACCACCCCUCUAUAAGCCCCUCCCCCCGUCACACAUCAUGAAUGUUAAUUCUUCAGCCUCCUCUCGCCUUCAUCAGAAAAUAUUUGGAACAUUUAAACCGACACGUUUUUCUCUA
Molecule: messenger RNA, 1988 nt
Organism: Pundamilia nyererei
Lineage: Eukaryota; Metazoa; Chordata; Actinopteri; Cichliformes; Cichlidae
Gene: ero1b
Product: endoplasmic reticulum oxidoreductase 1 beta
Exons: 16
Coding region: 295-1761 (488 amino acids)
Biological process (GO): protein folding in endoplasmic reticulum
Cellular component (GO): endoplasmic reticulum membrane; endoplasmic reticulum
Molecular function (GO): FAD binding; thiol oxidase activity; protein-disulfide reductase activity
Source: RefSeq, a predicted model, not a curated record